Aethina tumida (small hive beetle) is the source of this 834-nucleotide messenger RNA. RefSeq lists its product as uncharacterized. The coding region runs from base 131 to 499 and encodes 122 amino acids. The transcript has 3 exons. The record is from RefSeq and is a predicted model, not a curated record. Lineage: Eukaryota; Metazoa; Arthropoda; Insecta; Coleoptera; Nitidulidae.
CGUAAUCAAUACUCUGCGGCAACAGUGUCCCGCCGGCACGAGUCACAUGCCCUCAACAUGUCCCGGUCCACGUAAAACCUCAACUCCGUUCAACAUCACCGAAAAUCGUACGUAAACCGACGCAUAAACAAUGGCCGAGGGCACGUACGAGUACGAGUGCAUGAGGGCCGAACUGCUGGGCGUCGACAAACCAACCUACGAGCAAUUCAUGAGCAAUAAAAAGGUGGAGGACGAAACUCAGGAAUUGGAGGAACAAGACCUGACGGGGACCGAGCAGGAAAGUGAAGGGGUUGGAAACGUGGUGGGUGGACUGAACAACAUCCUGGCGGUCACGCAGAAGAAGUUGGACAGAUUUAAGGCUUCGUGUGGUUCCCUGACGAACCUGUUGAGGAUAAAAAUGGGUGCCGGUGAAACUGCUGGCACAACUGAAACGAACCUGCACGAAAAUGGGAAAUGUGAAUCGUUGAUUAAAGACGAAUCACAAGAAUCCAGUUCCUGAAUUUGUCUGUUGAAAAGAAACAAGCUCAUAAUAUCAUUUUAAAUCUUAAGGUUAAUGUAAUUAUUAUAAAUUAUAUAUAUUAUGGAUGUUAAAUGUUCGUCAGAUUAAAUUUAAAUAAAUUAAUAUACCGCAAAACACCUAAAACACGGUUGGUAUACCGAAGUGCUUCCAUUUAGGGUUAGUGAAAGUCUGUGAAUUUAUCAAAGUUUGCGGAUUAUCAAACCAUGAAUUGAUAAUUUUAUUGUGACCCAACAAACACCAACUUCACUGUUGUAUAAUGCUUCGAAUUUUGUGAUUCUAUUGUUUUAAAUAAACUAAUACUGUUUAAAAUCAAA